GGGAAACUGGACUUUGAUUUGUCGGUCAAAGUAUACGAUUGGUCACAGAAUCGGCCCAUUUAUGAGCACAAGUCUCGCCACUCGUCCGACAGUUUCUCCGCACAACUCGUGUAUAACAUAACUGUUGCCGAACUAAAUAGAGUGGCCAAAUGCCCUCAUACUGACUGUCACAGUGAUUGGGUGUUGAGUGUAGAGGUGACAAACACCGAGCGCAAAUUACAGGCAAAUAAUUUCCUACUGUUAUCGGAGCCGAAAAACUCGCACAUAAUUCAGCCUAAUAUCAAAGUGUUGGACGUGAAGGAGGUUAAGAGGGCCGAGGGUUCAGCCCCUGUGGGCCCGCAUUAUCUGUCAAACAGCCGUACGUUUAGUAUAAGCCUAUCGUCCGAAACGAUCGCACCGUUUGUUUCGCUGGACUUUCGGCCGAAGACUGGAAUUAGCGGUCAUUUCAUGGAAAACGGAUUCUUUAUAUUUGACGGCAAAAAGUGUGUUAUAUUUUGCACAGAAUCUAAUGUUACGGAUAAACACAUUAGAGAUAAUCUCGUCAUUAAGUCCGUAACCGAUGUUAUUGUUUAA
This is a messenger RNA of Medioppia subpectinata, 573 nucleotides long. Lineage: Eukaryota; Metazoa; Arthropoda; Arachnida; Sarcoptiformes; Oppiidae. The record is from the annotation of a GenBank genome assembly.